ACCGGGAAAAUAACAAAAAAAAUGUCGGUGUGCAGAAAUGCUUUUCAAAAACUUCACAGAGCAUAUCCAUCUCUCAACUUGAUGAUACAAGUGAGUAAGGAUCUCAAUGCUGUGCAGGUUGUUCUCCCAGGGCUUAGGUUUGAUGACAUCAAUCAUACAGGUCAACCAAAUAUGGUGACCAUGUUUGAUAUGAUGAGUCAUGUGGAGACGGCUUCCUUUGGUCAUGAACCAUCCUUUCUGGACUACCUUGCCUUACGUCAACAGAAUCUCCGAGUGUUUGUCAAAGCCUGCGUCAUGGACAUAAGCAGCGAAUUUUAUGAAACAACAACUCCUAAAGCACCUUUAGAUGUCCAGGUGAAACUAACAGACAUUGGAAAUAGCACUUUUACAACUACAAAUGAGCUGUUCUGUGGUGGGGACCUUAACCCAUCCAUAAGGACAAGAAGCGUGUAUGCAUUUACUAACAAGAAAACUAGUCAGCUUGAACCUGUGCCAGAUUGGUGGAGAAACAGAUUCACUCCCUUGCUGAAAUCGCCAUCAGGGAACAACAAACCUUUUGUAACUACUUCACCAAAGUCAGCACCAACCCAUAUGAACUGUUUCACAAUACCUCUCAGUGACACAGAUCACAAUGAACGUACAAGAUGUGCAUCAUAUUUGAGAUAUUUUACUGAAAAUACAAGUGUUGCCUCAAGGAAAGAACUUCUUAAGCACAUCAAGUCGUCAUUCCAUGAGUUCCAUAUCAAGAGGCUAUCAAUGUUGUACUUUGGUGCAACAAAUUGGGGAGACAUGCUUAUAUCGGAAACGUGGCAGGGUGAAAAACCUUUGAAAAUAAUGUGUGAGAUUAGUAAAGAUGAGAAUCCUGUGUGGUUUGCAGAGAUGGAACUUUAUGACAAGGUUUUUGGGCUACCGGGACUUGAGACAACACACAACUCAACUUCAUGAAUGCAAAAAAGUUAUAAGGGGUGUUCAUGUGAAUUACGUUUAAAACAAAAAGUAAAGUCAGAUCUUUCCCAUACUGUCUCCAUAAUCAGACCUUCGGUUAGAACUCCACUGUAUAUGUCUAUAUUUUAUCAGAGUCAAGCUGGUUCUGUUGUGAUUAUCCUUUGCUGCAUUACAACCAUGUACAGGGAAAACUUUAAUUCAUGCUGAAAUUAUAGAAGUGAAAAUUGGAACACCCCUCAAUAUUACUUCUGUCAAAAGGAAUUUUAAUUGCAGAAAGUGACUGGAUUUUGUACUAUGAUUAAAAAGGAAGUCAGGGUAUUGAAAUGGUAAUGCAACAGAUAUUGAAAUAGAAAAAUAUGCUUAAUGAAAAUUCUAUUGCAUUUGUACAUUUCAAUUUACAGAGAGCAAACACUACACUACAGCAACAGGUAUUUUCUUUCCCAUCAGACAAAGUGAACCUCUCCAGAACAAUGAUCUCUUUACAACAGACACAUUGUCUUUCCAUUAUUGUUGACUUUUAAGAGAUGUACUAUACAGAAAAAUUUGAGUAUCUUCAACAUUCAGUAUUUGCAUUGCAUUGUUUUUGAAAUUCAUUUUUGACUAAGUAAUAGUGAUUGGGCCAAUAGGUCAUUGAACGUUGCAUGUAAUAUAGUGGUUGGGCCAACAGGUCAUUGAACGUUGCAUGUAAUGUAGUGGUUGGGCCAACAGGUCAUUGAACGUUGCAUGUAAUGUAGUGGUUAGGCCUGCAGGCCAUUCAGCAUUGCUGUUAUAGUGUUUGGGCUAUAGGUCAGUGAACAUUGCAUGUAAUGUAGUGGUUUGGUCUACAGGUCAGAGAACAUUGCAUAUAAUGUAGUGGUUGGGCCUAAAGGUCGGAGAACAUUGCAUGUAAUGUAGUGGUUGACCUACAGGUCAUUGAACAUUGAACAUUGCAUGUAAUAUAGCAGUGGGGCAUGUAGGCCAUUCAGCAUUGCUGUAAUAUAGUGGUUGGGCUGUAGGUCAAUGAACAUUGCAUGUAAUGUAGUGGUUUGGUCUACAGGUCAAAGAACAUUGCAUGUAAUGUAGUGGUUGGGCCUACAGGUGAUUGAACAUUGCAUGUAAUAUAGUGGUUGGGCAUGUAGGCCAUUCAGCAUUGCUGUAAUAUAGAGGUUAGGCUAUAGGUCAAUGGACAUUGCAUGUAAUGUAGUGGUUUGGUCUACAAGUCAGAGAACAUUGCAUGUAAUGUAGUGGUUGGGCCUAAAGGUCAUUUAACAUUGCAUGUAAUGUAGUGGUUGGGCCUAAAGGUCAUUGAACAUUGCAUGUAAUGUAGUGGUUGGACUUCCAGCCCAUUGAACAAUAUUUUUACAUUGCAUGUAAUAUAGCGGUUGGGCCCUCGGGCCAUUGAACUUUGUAAUGUAGUGGUUGGGCCAUCAGGUCAUUGAACAUUGUAUGUAAUGUAGUGGUUGGGCAUAAAGAUCAUUGAACAUUGUAUGUAAUAUAGUGGUUAGGCCUUCAGGCCAUCAGACAUUGUAGUAAUAUAGUGGUUGGGCCUUCAGGCCAUUGAACAUUGCAUAUAAUAUAGUGGUUGGGCCCACAGGCCAUUGAAUGUUGUUGUCAUGUAGUAGUUGGGCAUACAAAGUUUCAAACAUUGUAGUAAUAUAGUGGUUGGGCCUACAGGCCAAUGAACGUUACAUUUGAAUUAGUGGCACAUCGGCAUGUUCCUAUUUAAUGAUUUUCAGCAUAGUUAUGAGCCUUGAUUUGUCAGAUACUAUGAUGUCUGCUACUUCUCCUUUACCUCUGCUUGGAAUUCCAGCAAGUUACACAGGAACAAUCAGUGCCAUGCCUUGUUUAUAUCAUUGGAAGGUUAUGGUUCAGUUAUUUUCACUGAAGUAAUGGCCCUUAAUUUGUGGUUUUAUAAUGUCUGCAUACUAAGUGGUGGGAGACAUUUUUUUUCAUGAAAAACAAUCUAGUUUUCAUUUAUUUGAUUAAAAAAACAAGACAAAAAUGUACUGUUUACAUCUUCAUGAACUUGUUCACAAAUGGAGGCUGCUGUACAUCCUUGUGAGCUUGUACACAAAUCUAGGCAGCUGUACAUCCUUGUGAGCUUGUACACAAUUCUAACAGCAGUACAUUAGCAUGAGUUGUACACAAAUCUAGGUAGCUGUGCAUUCUAGUGAGUGUAUACACAAAUUAAGGUUGCUGUAUGUCCUCUUGAGUUUAUAUACAAAUUAUGGUUGCUGUACAUCAUUGUCAGCUUGUUGUAGACAAAUCUAGGUAGCUGUACAUCCUCAUGUGCUUGUACACAAAUCUAGGUAGCUAUGCAUCCUCAUGAGCUUGUAGACAAAUCUAGGUAGCUGUACAUCCUUUUUAGCUUGUACACAAAUCUAGGUAGCUUUGUAUCCUUGUUAGCUGGUAAGGAAAUCUAGGUAGCUGUGUACAUACGUGUGAGCUUGUAAACACAUCUAGAUAGCUGUGUACGUACAUAUGAGCUUGUAAACAAAUCUGGGCAGCCUUAUACAAUGUACAUACAUGUGAACUUGUAAACAAAUCUAGGCAGCUCUGUACAUACAUGUGAUCUUGUAAACAAUUCUAGGCAGCUGUGUACAUACAAAUAAGCUUGUAAACAAAUCAGGGCAGCUGUGCAUAUACAUGUCAGCUUGUAAACAAAUCUAGACAGCUGUGUACAUACACAUAAGCUUGUAAACAAAUCAGGGCAGCUGUGCAUAUACAUGUCAGCUUGUAAACAAAUCUAGACAGCUGUGUACAUACAUGUGAGUUUGUAAACAAUUCUAGUCAGCUGUGUACAUACACAUAAGCUUAUAAACAAAUCAGGGCAGCUGUGUAUAUAUGUGAGCUUGUAAACAAAUCUAGACAGCUGUGUACAUACACGUGAGUUUGUAAACGAGUCUAGGCAGCUGUGUACAUACACAUAAGCUUCUAAACAAAUUUAGGCAGCUGUAUACGUCUUAGGCAGCUGUGGACAUCCUCAUGAGUUGGUACAUGAGCUGUUAAACAAAUCUAGACAGCCAUGUACAGAUUUUUCAGCUGGUCAAAUGUAAGUAGACUUCCGAUAUACAACUUGGCAGCUGUAUAUAGUCUGUUGAUGUAGGAAACACAACUAGGUAGCUACAUAUAGUCGCACUUGUAAAUAAGUUUAGAUGACUUUCAAGCAGUAAAUGAAUACGGCUGUAUAUAGUAGUUAGUUUUAUGAAGAAGCAAAAAGAAACUAGAGCACCCGUGCACAGUUUCUUGGAGAUUGAAAAGGCUUCAUUUUAUUCACCAGCUUUUGUAAUGUUAAUACGGUAACUAAAAUGUUUUACUUCCAUUUAAAGUUUGAGAUUAUUUGGUGGGCAAAAAUGUAUUUUGUUGUGUUUUGAUGUAAGUUUACAUUUGAUUUUUAUACGCCCUAAGGGACGUAUUAUGUUAUGGUCCCGGUGUCCGUCUGUCUGUCCAUCCAUCCAUCCGUCCGUCCGUCCAUUAGCUAUUUCGUGUCCGCUCUGUAACUCUUGAACCCCUUGAAGGAUUUCAAAGAAACUUGACACAAAUGUUCACCACACCAAGAUGACAUGCAGAGUGCAUGUUUUGGAUGUCUCAUUUCAAGGUCAAGGUCACACUUAAAGGUCAAAGGUCAUUUGAGUGUGUUUUGUGUCCGCUCUGUAACUCUUGAACUGCUUGAAGGAUUUCAAAGAAACUUGGCACAAAUGUUCAUCACACUGAGACGACAUGCAGAGCGCUUGUUUUGGAUGACUAGCUUCAAGAUCAAGGUCACACUUAGGAGUGAAAGGUCAUAUAUGACUUUGCUGUGUCCGCUUUGUAACUCUUGAACCCCUUGAAGGAUUUCAGAGAAACUUGACACAAAUGUUCACCACACCAAGACAACAUGCAGAGUGCAUGUUUUGGCUAUCUUAUUUUAAGGUCAAGGUCACACUUAGGGGUCAAUGGUCAUAUGAGUGUGUUUCGUGUCCGCUCUGUAACUCUUGAACUGCUUGAAGGAUUUCAAAGGAACUUGGCACAAAUCUUCACCACACUGAGGCGACGAGCAGAGUGCAUGUUUUGGAUGACUCACUUCAAGGUCAAGGUCACACUUAGGGGUCAAAGGUCAUAUAUGACUUUGCUUUGUGUAUAUUGCUCUGCAUUGCAGUGCUCUUGUUUUUAUUUGGCAAAAUACCUUUCUGUUCUCUUACAAUAAUUUUUUUUUUAAUUACUUCCCGUUUUUAUUACUAUAAAUAGCCUAAAAAUACUUAUUUUGAAUUUUUUUUAUUAUUGGCAGUAGGGAAAAACUUAGACCACUUUUCUGUGGUACAACAUGGAUGGUACAUCCAAUUUUUAGAUGUAUUUUGACAUAACUUUACCUAGUAAGAAUUUUUUCUUGGACUUGGGCAUAUUUUUUUUUUGAAUUUCUUCUUUUUGUUGUUCCUGUCCUUUGUGUUUCAGUCAAAUUCUUUAAAUUUUGCUCCCAUCCUCUGAUGUAACCCUUCGGGCGUAUAUUGCCCCGCUUGGCAGCGCUCUUGUUAAAAAAUAAUUCCAUCUUAAAUGAACUGUUUUAAAGUUGCUCCAAAAACGGAUUGAAAAGGGUUCCCAGUUUCUCAUAGAAGCUGAAAUUGACAGAGAAAACUGAAUUCUCUUGAAAAAUUAUGUCUGAUAUUGUUGUAACAGUAUGGAAACUUGUUCCACAUAUUUUACGAAGACAUGUGAAUUUUCACACUUAUUUUCUUGUUGUUAACUGUAAAAUAUUAGCAUAUUUCAUUGAAAAUUUGAAACACCAUUUAAAGGGACUGGCCUCCAGAUAGUUCGACAACAACAAAAAAAUACCUUUUUUAGAUAUCUGGAAAUAAAUGCCAUAUUUCUUAAGAAGGCUUUGAUACUUAUUACUGACAAACUAUAUGUUAUGGAAACACAUGAGAAUUUGCUGUUUUAACUACUUUUUACAAUGAAAAUCAAAAAGCGUUUGUAACGCUUUACUCCAGGUAAACUGUCUUGAUUAUAAAUAUCUAUAUUUUGAAGUCAUAAUUCACUAAAUCCGCUAUAGCGCUAUUGGUUACAAUGAUGGGAAAAUGUCUUUAUUGCCGCGGUGGUCCGGGAUUCGAUUCCAGACGCGGUCAUCCUUUCUUUAUUUGGAAUUUUUAUAACAUUUUAGAAACAAAAACUCAUCUUCUAUAAUGUUCAUAAGUUGACCAAACUUCAGUUUGAGAGAAAGAUUAUUUUUAGCCAAUUCUGGAGGUCAAUGCCUUUAAUGAUAACUUAGAUAAAACAUAACAAAGAUAACAAUUAGUUAAUUCUUGAGCUGUGAUAGUUGCAAAAAGGUAAUAAAACAA
Messenger RNA from Mercenaria mercenaria, 6236 nucleotides. RefSeq lists its product as uncharacterized. The record is from RefSeq and is a predicted model, not a curated record. The coding region runs from base 22 to 945 and encodes 307 amino acids. NCBI's taxonomy places the organism in Eukaryota, Metazoa, Mollusca, Bivalvia, Venerida, Veneridae. The transcript is spliced from 3 exons.